AUGGAGACCGAUAACAUAGAUGUUCUUGGUGAUUGCAUUGUAUCGCUAAACAAUUGCAACCAAUCGCUCUCCCAUGGGAUUAAAUCCAUUGAUAGAAUACUUCAUCCAGAUGACCAAGAGGAUGAUGAAUUUCAGCGGCUUGCUCGGAUCAUCCGUCUCAAGAAAGUCUAUAAGAUCUAUCCCAUCAGUUAUAUCAAUGAGCAAAUAUCCGAUUACAAUAGCAUUAAAAACAAUCGGAUCUUGGCGCUGAUCGAAACUAUUGAGAAGUUAAAUGAAUUGAAAUAUAAAGAGAAAGAAAAUCAGAUGGGAUUUGUUGAGUUGUUGCAGAAUCGGCUCGAGCAAUUUGUUAACCAUAAGAAACGCGAGAAUACUCGGACAUCUAUUGAAUUAUCAGCAUCGCAGGAACGUGAAGAUUUGGAAGAAGCUGACAACUAUCAUCAUUUGACUGAUGAGGAGAAAAAAGAGUUAGAAAUUUUGCAAGAGCAAAUUGAUACAUAUCGAUUCCAAGUGUCAAAAAUUCAAUUGCAAAAGCUGCGAAGACCUUGA
This is a messenger RNA of Saccharomycopsis crataegensis, 546 nucleotides long. RefSeq lists its product as uncharacterized. Gene Ontology annotation, biological process: attachment of spindle microtubules to kinetochore. Gene Ontology annotation, cellular component: DASH complex; spindle microtubule. The transcript has a single exon. Lineage: Eukaryota; Fungi; Ascomycota; Saccharomycetes; Ascoideales; Saccharomycopsidaceae. The record is from RefSeq and is a predicted model, not a curated record. Bases 1 to 546 code for a protein of 181 amino acids.